This is a messenger RNA of Alternaria novae-zelandiae, 450 nucleotides long. RefSeq lists its product as uncharacterized. The transcript has 2 exons. Bases 1 to 450 code for a protein of 149 amino acids. The record is from RefSeq and is a predicted model, not a curated record. Lineage: Eukaryota; Fungi; Ascomycota; Dothideomycetes; Pleosporales; Pleosporaceae.
AUGGAGAAAGACAUCAGCAAGAUCAAUCUUACACGUCAUUCGAUAUACUACGAUCCAAAAGUUCACCAAGGCAAUGAUGCCAACCCACAAUCGACGGCCGACUCGCUGCCAGACCACGUCGAUGCAGUGCGUGCUGGACUGUUGUGCAUGCAGAAGAUCAUACCGGAGGACUGCUGGGAUGCGACCCUGCAAAAGGAGCUGUCCCAAUAUGGGAGUGCGGAUAUCGGCCCCGAGUGGUGUCUUCAUCCUCCCGAGUCUGCCAAGCAUCAUGGACGCUUGCGACAGCAAUCCCCUUUGCGCGACAAUCUUGAGUUCUGCAAAAGUGUCGUAGAAGUUGCGGACCGGAUACAGGAUGACUCGGAAGACGAAUGGACUUUGUUCUGGAGGACUAAGAUUUUCAGAUUGUUCAGUGAUGACAGGCUUCUGGAUUCCGGUUUCGAAAAGUUCUAG